UUUCAAACGCAAAAGAUGUUGUGUCUGAUUUGUGCCUCUGCGGCAUCCGUCCAGCGACGGGGGCAACAUUUUGAAUGUUCGGCGCGUUUCAACUGCUGCAGUUGUCCUGUGACAGUGGGUGAAAACGCAGAAUGGCCUCCCCUGACACCUGCGCUGAUGAGGGCGCGUUCAAGACUCCUAAAAACGUCCGAGUCAGGACCUUUGGAUGCAACGGAGGGACCCCAGUCACCAUCCCGGCUUCACCUUUCAUGAAGAAGUUGGGCUGUGGGACUGGCGUCAACGUUUACCUCAUGGACAGAAAGGGAAAGUUGAAUGCGUCUCCCUGGGCCAUCAAGAAGAUCAACAGCAAGUGCGCCACCAAACAGAAGCAGGUUUACCAGAAGCGCCUGAAUGAGGAGGCGAAGGUCCUAAAGGGAAUCAGUCAUCCAAACAUUGUUGGGUUUCGUGCCUUCGCCACGGCCAGAGAUGGAUCAAAGUGCCUGGCCAUGGAGUAUGGAGGAGAGCAGUCCCUCAAUGACCUCAUAGAGAAGAGGAGGGAGGACGGCCUGAAAGCUUUCCCAGCUGCCAACAUAGAAAAAGUAGCACUGCAUGUUGCUCGUGGCCUUCAGUAUCUUCACAAUGAGAAGAAGCUGCUGCACGGCGACAUGAAAUCGUGUAAUGUUGUCAUCAAGGGCGACUUUGAGACUGUCAAGAUCUGCGACGUUGGCGUGUCUCUGCAGCUGGACGAGAACAUGCGAGUGUCGGAUCCAAAGGCGGAGUACAUCGGCACGGAGCCGUGGAAACCGAAGGAAGCUCUGGAUGAGGGAGGAGAGAUCACCGACAAGGCAGACAUCUUCGCCUUCGGUUUGACUCUGUGGGAGAUGAUGACGCUGGCGAUGCCUCAUCUGGAGAUGCUAGAGGACGAUGAUGAUGAAGAGGAUGAAGAAGACUCGAUCGAGGAGAGUUUCGAUGAGGACGCCUACUACGAGAAGCUGGGGACGAGGCCGCCGCUGGACGCCGAGGCUCUGGGCAGCUCGUACCGGAGGAUGGUGGAGCUGUUCUGUCUCUGCACGGAGGAAGACCCCAAGAGGAGGCCCUCAGCCAGCCAGAUCGUCCAGGCUCUGGAGAGCAACGCCCUGCUGGAUAAAACGCCCGGUGAGGUGAUCGUAAUCGACUGAUUUACGCAACUAAUUCUACGAGUUAGGAAUGCUGUCAGGCACUCAGGAUCCAGGAUUUUCAGUUGAAAUGACGGGUUAAGGGAUAUUUGUCAGGGAUUUAUAUUAGAAAACUGCAGACUAUAUGGACACAACCUGAAAACUCUGCCAGCUUAUGCAAUUUACUCGUUUAUUUGUACUCAUUUAGAUGUGGGGAAAAGUAAGAGCUGAGCGCAGACACAGGAACUCGUCAGAGUAUCAGUUAACUUGAAAUGAGCUGCAAAAGCUACCUGUAAUCUCCAUACUGCUCAUCUUUAUCGAAUGACAGUCUGUCACUUCUUUGUGUUGCGGUAUUUUUUUCCCAUGGUGUAAAUGUUUUUAUGUUCUUUAUUCAUGUACGUUUGUGUGUCAGCGCUUCUGUAAACUUUACUUCCUGCUA
Scatophagus argus is the source of this 1572-nucleotide messenger RNA. RefSeq names its product PDZ binding kinase (gene pbk). Gene Ontology annotation, molecular function: ATP binding; protein serine/threonine kinase activity. The coding region runs from base 132 to 1157 and encodes 341 amino acids. The transcript is spliced from 7 exons. The record is from RefSeq and is a predicted model, not a curated record. Gene Ontology annotation, biological process: protein phosphorylation. Lineage: Eukaryota; Metazoa; Chordata; Actinopteri; Scatophagidae.